Molecule: messenger RNA, 804 nt
Organism: Lizanozyma spartinae
Lineage: Eukaryota; Fungi; Ascomycota; Pichiomycetes; Serinales; Debaryomycetaceae
Gene: ATG27
Exons: 1
Coding region: 1-804 (267 amino acids)
Source: RefSeq, a predicted model, not a curated record
AUGAAAUUAUUAAACUCUGGUAUUUGGGUAACGGGGUUGCUUCUCGGUUUAGCCACUGCUUUUGACUGCAGUGCUAAGGAACUCACGGACUACAACUUUGAAGCAAUCAAAGGGGUUCAUAAGGUAGAAGUGACAAAGAAUACCCCCCCUUCCACAACUAUCUCAGAUUGGUAUUUGGGGGUUUGUCAGAAUGUAGCUGAUGUCAAGGAAUGUCCAGCUAACUCGGAUAUCUGCGGGAUAACUCAAAUUAAAGUGGAUGAUAAGUCCAUAGUUUCAGAGAUCUUUGGAGUGAACUCCAAUUUCGAAAAGGAAUUCAAGAUUGAUGAUUCUACUAUCAAGUUUCAUUAUUCUAAUGUGAACUGGGGUGAUAAUUUGGUGGAUGUACAAGUAUUCUUUAUUUGUUCAGAAGACGAAAAGGAUGCCAACUAUAAUAAACUUCAAUUACUGCAAUGGAAUGGAGAAUCUGUGAUUUUAAAGAUGUCUACAAAUGGAGCUUGUGCCAAAUCAAAAGAUAAUAAAGAUAACAAAAAAAAUGCUGAUAAGAAAAAGCCAAAUGAAGACACAGGAGAGUCUUGGGGUUGGUUCACUUGGAUUUUCAUUUUCAUGGUUCUUUUCUUGAGUAUUUAUAUUAUUGGUGGAGCAUGGUUCCAAUAUAAUAAGGGUAAUUCUAUUGAUUUCAAAAGUGCGUUGCACGAAGUUUUAGAGAAUUUCAUUGAUUUACUUAAAGGCCUUCCAUCAUUUCUCAAGGAGAUUAUUGAGAAGUUCACUGGUAGUUCUCAUAGAGGAGAAUACAGCGCUGUGUAA